ACCGCGGAACGCCCGCACGCAUCGCAUGUACGGGUUAGGUUGUUAGCUGUCAGCAAACCUUUUUAAAUAAUGAAUCGCGAUAGGGCACUGGUGCACAUUGUACUGGCGUAUCAAAACAUGCUCAAUAACCAAGCCGCCUACUUUCGGCUAAUGACAAGGAGACCAAGGCGGCGGUGGUGGGUGAGGCCAGUCAAUCGUCGGGGAAACGAACACGACUUCUUCAACAAUGUGAUUCGAGAAAUUUAUGAAACUGAUCACGAGGAGUUUUUUAGACUGUUUCGUAUGCAGCCUGAUCAAUUUAGGCACCUUGUUCGUUUAGUAGAACCUUUUUUGACGAAGAGGAGUAUUCGGACUCCUUUGCCUACUACUCUUCGAGUUGCAGUGACACUGAUGUUUCUUGCUCAUGGCGAUAGUGCGGUCUCGAAGCAUUUUGAAUUCCGCAUUGGGACUUCUACUGUCCACAAGGUGAUCAACGAAACAUGCAAGGCAAUCUGGGAUGCUCUGCAGCCAAUAUUUUUGAAACAUCCCUCAAAAGAUGAAUGGAAGAACAUAAGCAAGAGGUUUGAAGAGCGUUGGCAAUUUCCCAAUUGUUUGGGAGCCAUUGAUGGCAGACACAUGGAAAUCCAAUGUCCACCAUGCACAGGAACAGAAUAUUACAACUAUAAAGGGUUCUUUAGCAUAGUACUCUUGGCGACAUGUGAUGCAGAUCACAAAUUUACUUGGAUUGACAUUGGACAGUACGAUUCUAUCAGUGAUGGAGGUGUUUGGUCCAACACUGAGUUUGCUCAAGACCUAGAAAAUGGUGAAGCGGACUUGCCUGAUCCAAAACCUCUCCCACUUACAACUGCUCCCCCCUUCCCGUAUGUGUUUGUCGGAGAUGCUGCCUUUCCUUUGUCUACGUUUAUGAUGCGCCCUUAUCCGAAAAAAAACCUCACUGCGGAACAGAGAAUUUUCAACUACAGACUCUCCAGGGCCAGACUGACUAUUGAGAACACUUUUGGCAUUCUUUGUGCACAGUGGAAAAUAUUGCACAAACCACUCAGCAUGAAAGUUGAGAAUGCAGAGAAUUUGUUCAAAGCUCUUGUGUGUCUCCACAAUUUUGUAAUGUCUGCGGAAGAAGCAGUGCCUCACGGUGACAGACGGUAUUGCGGCCCCAGGCACUUGAAUGUAAUGGAACCAGAUGGAAGUGUCACAGCCGGUGAGUGGCAACUACACCAAUCUCAGCACUUUAGACAGCUUGGAAGGGUUGGUGCAAACUAUGCCGGUUCUGUACCUCGAGGACAGAGGGAAUUUUUGAAGAUGUAUUUUAAUUCUGAUGUGGGAGAAUUAUGACGGACUCGACGAAUACUCUACAACAUACAGCUGGCAAUAUUUGUGGAAAAGGAUGCCGUAUUGUGGAAUUUGCUGUGCUGGGUCGCAGCCUGUGGUGCUGCUCGUGCAAAGAGUGCAUCUCGCGACUUUACACACUAAUUCCUGGUGGCCUUACUGAUCCUGAUUCGAGAGAGGCUUUCAUUGAUAUAUUUCAGAGACUUGCUAAUUACGCUGUCAUUUUAUUCUAUUUUAUUAUUUUGUAUUUAAAUAUUCAUUUUGUGUUAGUAAAGUUACUUGUACCAUACUUGUGUUGUACUUA
Molecule: messenger RNA, 1630 nt
Organism: Thrips palmi
Lineage: Eukaryota; Metazoa; Arthropoda; Insecta; Thysanoptera; Thripidae
Product: protein ALP1-like
Exons: 2
Coding region: 70-1332 (420 amino acids)
Source: RefSeq, a predicted model, not a curated record